GUCAAUGUGAAAAUGGCGUCCAAUGAUGAGGACUUGUGUACCAGCCACGCAGAUUUCGCCGUAAUAUGUUCUUUUGUCGAGAAAUUUGGAGAGAAGCUAGGGUUAACUCUUCCCAACAUAGGCGAGCUCCAAAGUUCACUAGAAGACACAGAUAACGUAAGUCCCAUUGUCUCACAAUGUGUGAGUCAGCUUCUUAGACGCAUCAACAAGUCUGUCAAGUUGGAUCGCUGGGAAAGGGGUCUCCAAAGGUUUGCACACUCCUACUCUCAUCAAGAUGGUUGGGAACUGGAACGCUUUGGUUUCAAGAAAGCUAAGCUGGAAGUUAAGAUUCGUGUUUUAAAGACUCUCCUUGAGGCACAGUUUGAUCUCUACAAAAGUUUCAAGGAUAAGGUAAAUUCACUUAGUGCAAAUGAAUUACGUCUUCAGCCAUGUGGACGGGACAAGAAAGGUGUUUCCUAUUGGUGCCAGCUGGAUGAGUGUGCCAAUCUGCGGGUGUACUCUGAUGACCAGGAUGAGGAGACGUGGACCCUUGUGGCUAGCACAAGGGAGGAGCUGGUGACUCUGAUUGCAGAGCUAGAGUCAGAGUCUCCACCUGGAGCCAGCAGAGAAAUGUCAGUUGAAGGCAGCCACAGUGGCACAGUUACUCCUAUGGGACUAAGUGAAGCCCCAACACCCGUGGAUAGUAAAGCUCCAACCCCCGUGGGCAGUAAAGCUCCCACUCCUGUUCCUAGUGGACGAACUUCACCUGUUAUUGACACAGGCCAGGAUAAAGAGAAUGAGAAAAAAGACAGAGUUGAUGAGAAAAAGAUAUUAACGAAAGAAGUGGAGGAGGAGUCAGAAGAGAGAGUUACACAGAAAUUGGAAGUAGAGAAGGAAAUGUCAGAUGUGGGGAAUGAAACUAUUGUAGAUACUGAGUGCAAAUUAGGAAAAGAAAAGAUAUCAGAAGAGGUGUUGGAUGUGAAGGCUAAAGACAAAGAGGUGCUAGAUGUGUCUCUGUCUGAGGCACCAAAAGAAGACUUUAAUAAGUCAGAGAAAAGUUCCACAAAACUUCCACCAACCUUGGAGGAAGUAGAGGAAAAGCAGAUUAGGAAAGAAGCUAAAAUGCAAGAGUUUAGCUUGAAGGAUGAAGGGAAAAGUACACAAUUAACACAUAAAGCUGAAGAGAAGAUGGAUAAUAAAACUGAAGAGAAAAAGAUGGACAAUAAAUCUGAAAAUAAUAAGGUGGACAAUAAAACUGAAGAGAAAAAGGUGGACAAUAAAACUGAAGAGAAAAAGGUGGACACAGUGACUAAUAUGGAAAUAGAAAAUGAAGCAGUUUUUGAAAAGGUGGGACAGGUAGCUGAGAAGGUGAAGUUGAAAAUGGAAGAGGAAGCAGAUAAAGGGAAAAAGAAAAUUGAAUCCCCUAGUGAAACAGAGAAGUCUGAAAAGGAAAAUAGUACCAAGGAGAUCAGUUUAAAGGCUGAAAUAGUAGAAAGCACUAUUGAAAAAACAGAGAUGAAAACUGAAGUAGAGAAGGAAACUGAAAUAUCACAAAAUGCUGAUGAGAAAAUUGACAAGAAGAAUGAAGGAGAAAGAGCUGAAGUAUCAGAAAAAGCUGCAAAGGAAACAGACAAGGUGAAGAGUGAAGGAGAAAAGAAAGUAGAAAUAGCUGAAAACUGUGAUGCAAAAGCAGACAAGGUUAUGAAUGAAGGAGAGAAGAAACCUGAAAUAUUAGAAAACAGUGAUAAGAAAAUAGACCAGGUUAAAAGGGAAGAAGAGAAGAAAGAAGAAACUGCAGGAGGUACCGACAUGAAACAAGACAAAGUUGAAGGUGAAGGAGAGCAUAAAGCUGAAACCAUAGAGAAAAAGGUUUCUAACAGCCAGGAGAAUGAGGAGAGUGAAAAACAUAUUAAUAAAUCAAAGAAAAAGGGUGAAGACAAAGAAGGGAAAGGAGAGACAUCUAAAGGACAGGUAGAACAAACAGGUAGAAUAGAGGCUGAGGGCACUCAGUCUCAGAAAGGGUUGCAGGUUGAGCAACAAAAAUCUGGCUGUGCAGAAAAUGUGAUGGAAGGUAAAGAGAAGAAAGCAGAUGAAGGGAUAUAUAGUAAGAAGGGCGGAAAAUUGCCAGAGCCCAUGGAGGUGGAUGAUGAUACUAAAGGGCUAUGCCUUGAUAUUGCUGCUAAGAAGACCAUGCUUGUUCGUGAAAGAGGUUCUCAGGAUGGACCUGAAAGCAAAGGCCCCAGGUUUGGCUCAACAGAAAGAACAGAACCUAAAAAGAAGGAGAGCGUUUGGGACAAGCUGAAUAAAAUGAAGGAAAAGGGUGAAGCAAAGGCUGAAGAUGCAGGAGAGAAAAAGGUGGAAGCUAUUUCAUGUUUGCCUCCUUGUGCAGAUAAACUUCCCAAAGAAGAAAAGCAAGAGCAGCCAUCACAUAACAUUCCCAAAGAGGACUCAAAAACAAAGCCAUCCACCAAUGCUUUCUCCUUUCAGCGUGCUUGGGAAGACAAAACCACAAGUAAACCUGCUCCUUCAGUUCCAUCUGAAUCUGGUGUUGCUCCCUCAAGGCAGCAGCAGGCUCCAAAGUUGAUGAGCAUUGAGUCACUAGUUGGUCCUUCUACCAGGUUGCCUAGCUCCUCUGUUUCCCAGCCUGUCCCAGCUGUCAUCCGAUCCUCCACAGCAGGGCUGCCAGCCACUACUAAAGAUGACACUACUGAACCACCACUGAAAAAGUUUAAAUUUUCUGACAUGUCAUCAUUGGAAUCUCACUCAGAAUCUCGUUCAUCAGACUCAUCUUCCCGAGAGGCACCCCCAUCUGAUGCACCACUACCACCAUUACCCCAGGCAGCUAAAGAAGGAAAAGAUUGUACCAUACAGAAAGAGAAAAGAAAUGAGAAAGUUGAAAGUUUACCUGGAGGCAAAGCUAGAGAUACUAGAAAAGAUGAAAAAGUUGAACAUUUACCUCCAGUCAAAUCUGCACAAUCUGAGGAAAAGGAUCAUCAGAAAGAAAAGGAUACAAAGUCAUCAACACAGCCAGAAAAUCUUGCACAAGAUAAAUCUGACAAGGGAAGUAGUUACUCUAAAGAUGAGGGAAAUAAGGAAGCUAGUGAGAACUCUUCUCAUGCUGAAGAUAAGAUGACGAAGCAGAAGGAAGAGGAGAGCAUGGAAAUAAAUAAAAUCAAGAGCAAGGACCACACUCCUACCACAGAGAUAACAUCAAAGGCAGAUACACACAUUCCAGACAAGGCAGACAAAAUAGCAGAUGCUACAACAGUAUCAGAUGGAGACAGCAAAAUGGUCUGCCAGGAUGGUGACAGUUCAAAAUCCUCUAUGCAUAAGUCAAAUGAGAACCCACCCUUAGAUGCAAAAGAAGAUUGUGGUAAUGAAACAAUUGAAGAACCAGUGAUGUUAAUCAAAGGUGAUGGAGAAGGGGCAGCUUGUGAGGCAGGUAAUGAUCCAUACCAUACUGUAGAGCCAUGGUGGGAAUAUUUUGAUGAGAAUGAUAGCACCAAGGGUUCAGUAGGAGAAACAAUUGAGGAAGAUGUCAUGUACUUCUGGGGAGAAGGUGCAGGUGCUGAAUGUGAGGCUGGAAAUAAUGGUGAUGAAACUGAAACCAACUCAGAUGCAAACAAGCAAGGGGAGGGGGGAGGGAGUGGAGGAACUGUUGCAACAGAAGGCCAGAGAAAUACUAGUGCUGCUGAGCUGAAGCCCUCUAAGGAAGUGGAGGAUGUUAAGCCUGAUGGUGAAGUUAAGGCUGUGGAUGGAGUGUGUGAAGGGGAUGAGGCUAAAGUAAAUGGUCUUAGGACUGUGGAAUCAGUGGAGAAAACAGAGAAAUCCACAUCUCAGGAAGAUCCAUCAGAGGGCCUUGCUGAUACUAGGCAUGCUAGUGUGAAUGGGAAGAAGGUGAACGAGGAAAACUCUGUGGGUGAUGAGCAUCGUGAUGGAUUACCAGUGAAGGUUACUAGUCCUGGUUGUGAGAAAGUGAAAGAGGAGAAAAAGGAAGAAAAUGCUGAACAAAUUCUUGAUGGAACGCAGGACUCCAAAAAUUGUAAAGCAAAUAUUAGUGGUGAUGUGAAGGUGGAAGGUGAUGAAGUGAAGUCAAGUAAAGUAGGGAAGGAAGAAGGGAAAAUCAAAAAGGAAACUGUGAAGGAUAAAAGUGGUUCAGAAGGAGAGGAAGAUGAGGUAGAGGAAGAGGAAAUGGAAGAGGAGGAGGAAGUUGAGGCAGAAGAGGAGGAGGAAGAGGAGGAGGAGGAAGAGGAAAUGGAGGAUGAAGAGAAUGAAGAUGAGGAAGAGGAAAGGAGUAGAAAGAAAAGUAAAGGGAAAAAAGAGUCAUCCCACAGGAGAAAACAAGAUCAGCAUGACUCAGCAGUUGGCCAACAGGGUGCUAAGCGGGGUCGGGGCCGUCCACACAAGAGAAGCGUAGAGCAGCAAGAAAGCGACCAAGAGGAGGAUGAGGAGGACGAGAAUGAUCCAAAUGAGGACAACGAUGAGCCGGAGGGAGAUGAGAGAGAGUCCGGCCAUGCUGCACCCCCUGCCAAGAAGCGGCGGCAGCGUGGCAAGGGCAGCACUGCCAGACCCUUGCCAGAUGUGCCAAGGCAGAAAUCUGCACGUAUUGCCAAAAUCCGAGAGAAGGAGGAGCAGGAGAGAAGAGAGCUGGAGGCAAUCAGACUGAAGCAGUUGGCAGAGGAGAAUCGCAUGCGUGAGAUCAAAAGGAAGGCCCGAGAGGAGAGGAGGUCUCAGAGAGAAAUGAAGAAAGGAAGACGUGAGAAGAAAGAAAAAAAGGACAGAGAGAAAAAGAAGCGGAAAAAAAAGAAACGCGGAAAAAAGAAGAAAACUUCAAAUGAUCCUUGGGCCCACUCUUCUACAUCCUCCAGUUCCAGUUCAGAGGAGGAAGAGGAAGAUCUAGAGGAAGAUGAGGAAGAUGAAAAGCUUGUGUUCAAGAGUGAUCAUGAGUUCUCUCCAGAGUCAGACAUUGAGGAGGAUGCACAGCCCAUCAAGAGGGCUCGCACUGCUAAGAAAUUAACAAGUGAAAGUGAGGUGGAAGAGGAAGGUGAUGAGGAAGAGGAAGAGGAGGAAGAUGAGACACAGUGCACCAAGUGUGGUCAUGAUGAUCACCCAGAGACCAUCCUGUUGUGUGACAACUGUGAUGCUGGCUGGCACUUGUCAUGUCUGAGGCCUCCCCUCCUCAGUGUACCAGAAGGGGAUUGGGUGUGCCCAACUUGUGAACAUGUACUGCUGGUUAACAAGCUUCGGACCUUGCUUCAAGAGUUUGAUGAAUGCCAGAAGAGAGCACAGAAUGAGGAACUGCGGCGGCAGAGGCUCGCCUAUGUCAAUGUGUCUUUGUCAAAUGUAUUACCUGAAGGAAAGAAGAAAAAGAAGCAUAGAGAUGGUGAAGAGUACGAUGAUGACGAAAAUGAAUCUGAUUCAGACUCUGAUGAUGACUCUGACAGUGAAAGUGAUGAUAGCAGUGAUUCUUCAAGUCAGUCAUCAUCAGAUUCUACCGCACCUUUAUAUACCUUAAGAGCUCGCAGUGCACGCACUCUCAAAGAACAAGUUGAAAACUUUGAUGAAAUGAUUAAUGAGGCAAUAAGGGAUGAAAUGGAAGCUGCAGCAGGAGCUGGGAAUGCAGGCAGAGGUAAAGAUAUUGAAAACAUCAUGCAAGCAAAUGAAGAAGAAAUGGUAGAAAAUGAAGGGUUGUUUGAGGUGGAGGAGGAAGUGGGUGAGCAAGAAGACAAGGAAAGUAAAGAAGUUGAACCUCCUGUUUCAAAAGAGGAAUGUGAAGGAAAGAGAGAAAGAGAGAAGGAUGAAGAUGAAGAUGAAGAUGAAGUUGCUCCUAAAAGAAAAAAAUCAAAGCCAACAGAAGAAGGCAGUGGUGAUGAUGACAACUACAGAGUGAGUGAAGAGGAGCAGGCAGAUUCUGAUUCAGAGGAAGACAUCAAAAUAUCAAGAAGACCGUACGUGUCUGUCUCCAUCAAGAAGCGACGGAGACUCACUGACCUGGACGCCGAAGAUGAUGAUGAUGCCAGUGAUGAAGAUUUCAUGAACUCAAGUGAAGAGGAAGAAGAUGAAACGGAAGAGUCCUUAGAGUCUUCUUCCUCCAUCACAACUGACCUGGAGAGUGAUGACUCAGACGUUGUUGAUAUGAAACGCCGCCGAAGUGGCCGAUAUGAACAUUUACCUUUGCGCCGAUCAGCACGCAACAGAAGAGGCCGCUUUGGGGAUGAAGACAGUGAAAAUGAAGAACGAAUUUACAAAAGACAAAAGAACAAAAAGAAGAAAAAGCAUAAGCACAGCUCAAGUGAGGAGGAGGAAGAGAGUUCAGACAGUGAUGGAAGUUACAGAAAGAAAAAAGUGAGACGGAGAAAGAAGCCACCCUUGAAGCUUCGGGGCAAGAGAGGCAGCAAAGGCAAAAGCAGAAAGAAAAUAGCUAAGGCAAAACCCAAACCCAAGAAGGAGGCAAGUGGAGAUGGUGGAGAGAAUAAAAAGCCUGCAAAACCAAGAAUAAAAUAUGCAAAACCACCAAAAUCUAAGCAAGAUGAUGAAGAAGAAGAAGUGUCUCAACGUCGAGUGACACGAGGAAGACAGGUCAACUACUAUGAUGCUCUCAUGAUGUCUGAUGAAACUGAGGAGGAGGAGCCAAAGAAGAAAUGGAGAGGAAAAGUGAUGAAAGGGGAGAGAGUGCCAACAGAGAGCAGUGAAUACGAAGCCUCUGAUGAUGAACGGAUGAAACGCCGAGGAGUAAGUGGAGGGCUUGGAAAAGGCAAAGUCAUGAAAGGGGAGGAAGAAGAUGAAGAAAGGUUUGAAAAAGGCAAGAAAAAACGAGGUCGGCCAAAGAAAGCAGAAGAGCUUCUUGGCAAACCUUCCAUUAUUAAAGUAGCUGCCAUGGACACCACUCCGGCUCCAGCAGCUCGUCCUGUGCAGUCCCUCCCUACUGUAUCAUUACCUGUUACAAAGAUUGACACUGUUGCACCUGUAAUACCUACAGUUACACAAACUGCAGUUACCUCUACCCCUCCUGUGCAAGUUACACCCUCUAUACUAUCUGUAGCCAUAACUUCUCCAACCACUGGGGUGCCCACACCACCUGCUACAGCACUUCCUAUUUCUGCUGACUCACCUUCACACAAUACUCCAGAACCAGCUGCUAGUACUCCACCCACCACACCAGCACCUGCUGCACCCAGCAAAGCUCUGCCAGCUACCAUUACUCCAGCAGCAGCCAAUAUAGGAAGCAGCAGCCCAAUACAUCAACCUGUAGGGAAGUGGUCACCUCAUUUAUCUGGAGUUGGAGGGACUCCUAGCACACCACCUAGAUCUGGAGGUGCCCCAGGGGCUGCCACUCCUCCACGUCCUGGUCUCCCUCCUGCACCGGUUACUGCCUCACCUCCACCUCCAUAUCGAUCAUCUCCAUUGCCAAUGACUCAAGGUGGACCAGGCAUUCCCCCAUGCAGCUCGGCCCCCAGUAACAUCACACAGGGUGGUCCUCCUCCAACUACAUCUGCUUUAUCUCAAGUUUAUGCACCUUAUAGACCACCACCACCAGAACAUUUUCCUGCCCAUCCAGCAUUUCCUGGCUAUGCACCCCCUGGUAGACACUCCCCAAGUCCCCACACAACUCGUCAUCCCGCCCAUCUUCCCCCCGGUCACCCACUUCCCCGUAUGCCUCCAAGCUAUGGCCCUCCUCCCCUUACAAGUGUACCUGGCCAAGGGCCAUAUCCCUCCAGAGGAAUUUCAUCACAUCCAGGAGUAUUACGAGGGCCUCCACAUGAAUUAUAUAGGGCACCCCCAGGAGGUCUCCCAGGACAUGGCUCCCCCAGUCAUCCAGGUCAUCCUCAUCUCAUCAUGAAACCUAGUUAUCCAGGACUGGAACCACUACCUUACUCAGGCUCUCCGGGGCCAAGUCCUCUCAGUCUACAUCAAGGCUCCCAGGGCUCACCAGCACAUCAUUCAGCCAGUGAAGAUAGUAAAGAGGAAAUGCAUCCUUCAGGCAAGGGUCCUGGAGAGUUCAGCAGUGGCCUCAUGUCCUACUUCUCAAGCCAGCGUGAUGAUGACAUUGAGUGACAAGAAGCAACGUGUGGGUUGGACUUGUAAAAGUGGCAGUUUAAUGAACUUGUAUUUACUCCCUAAUAUUUUUGUAUUCUCAUUUUGUAAGGUCUUGAACAGAACUGCAUGUUACAUGUUGACAUAAUCUGUAUGCAGCAGGUCAAAAUAGCAGAAAAUAAUUUGUUCUUUCAGGUCUCAUCUGCAGUAGGAAUGUGAAUUUUUUUGGGUUCAAGCACAAAUUGGUUAUCUUACUGUUGAGAUUUGGAGACCAAUCACAUACCUGACAUAAAUUAUUAGAGAGCAGAGAUAUUUUAGAUAUGAUUUUAUUCCUUAUGUGUUGUAGUGCUGUACAUAAGCUUUUUGUAUUUCCUUAAGAGGAUUCUGUAAAAUAAUGUGCAAAGUUACAAAGCUAUAAUAAAACUUAAAUAAAUGUAA
Molecule: messenger RNA, 8451 nt
Organism: Portunus trituberculatus (swimming crab)
Lineage: Eukaryota; Metazoa; Arthropoda; Malacostraca; Decapoda; Portunidae
Product: remodeling and spacing factor 1-like
Exons: 19
Coding region: 13-8034 (2673 amino acids)
Biological process (GO): regulation of DNA-templated transcription
Cellular component (GO): RSF complex
Molecular function (GO): DNA binding
Source: RefSeq, a predicted model, not a curated record